Molecule: messenger RNA, 4646 nt
Organism: Gasterosteus aculeatus aculeatus (three-spined stickleback)
Lineage: Eukaryota; Metazoa; Chordata; Actinopteri; Perciformes; Gasterosteidae
Gene: cds1
Product: CDP-diacylglycerol synthase (phosphatidate cytidylyltransferase) 1
Cellular component (GO): endoplasmic reticulum membrane
Molecular function (GO): phosphatidate cytidylyltransferase activity
Source: RefSeq, a predicted model, not a curated record
GGCGCGGAUGACCGGGACUGCGGAGAUAAACAAACACACGCAGCGCAGAACGUUAGAGGCGAAUGCGGCGGUUCGACAGCACCGGCUGACUUUCAGGUGAAGCGACACCGAGCUUUAAAGCCGAAAUCCCCGCUAGAAACGCUGGACUUAAAUUACCCCCCUCGCCUGGGAAAAAAAAACAACAAAACAGGAUUUGUUUCCCUCCCUCUCUCCCUCCCUCUCUCCCUCACCCCCACCGGACUCGGCUUAUGUGACACAUUAACGUCCCGGCUGAGCGAACCGAGCGGAACAUGACGGAGCUGAGGAAGCGAGGCGGAGGAGAACCGGACGGCACCGACAAUGUCAGCGACAGGGAGGCCGACGGCGACGAGCGGCUCGGCCUGCAAGGCGACGCGGAGGGAGAAUGCGACGGCGACUCCAAAGCGGACACUCCAGAUGUUCCGCUCUCCACAGCGGACUCGGACAACACUCCACAGUGCCUGAACAAAGCCCUGGAGGGCCUGCCGCCCAGAUGGAAGAACUACUGGAUACGAGGGGUCCUGUCUUUGGCCAUGAUUUCAGGCUUCUUCCUCAUCAUCUACAUGGGACCCGUCACUCUGAUACUAGUGGUCAUGACCGUCCAAAUCAAGUGCUUCCAAGAAAUCAUCACCAUCGGCUACAGAGUGUACCAUUCCUACGAGCUGCCCUGGUUCAGGACCCUCAGCUGGUACUUCCUGAUUUGCGUCAACUACUUCUUCUACGGGGAAACCGUUGCGGAUUACUUCGGGGCUCUGGUGCAGAGGGAGGAACCCCUGCAGUUCCUGGCGCGCUAUCACCGCUUCAUCUCCUUCGCCUUGUACCUCGCAGGUUUCUGCAUGUUUGUGCUGAGUUUAGUGAAGAAACAUUACCGCCUGCAGUUUUAUAUGUUUGCGUGGACCCAUGUGACGCUGUUGAUUGUGGUGACUCAGUCGCACCUUGUCAUUCAGAACCUGUUUGAAGGGAUGAUCUGGUUCAUCGUCCCGAUCUCCAUCGUCAUCUGCAAUGACAUCAUGGCCUACCUGUUUGGCUUCUUCUUCGGGAGGACUCCGCUGAUCAAGCUCUCACCCAAGAAGACCUGGGAGGGCUUCAUCGGAGGGUUCUUUGCCACGGUGGUCUUUGGCUUCAUGCUGGCCUACCUGCUGUCUCAGUUCCAGUACUUUGUGUGUCCUGUGGCCGUCAACAGUGAGACCAACGGGUUCACAGUCGAGUGCGAGCCGUCGGAGAUCUUUGUGAUGCGCGAGUACACGCUUCCUGCCGUGGUGCAGAAUAUGCUGACAUGGAAAACGGUGAAGCUGUACCCCUUCCAGAUCCACAGCAUCUUCCUCUCGGCCUUCGGCUCCCUCAUCGGGCCUUUCGGCGGCUUCUUUGCCAGCGGCUUCAAGCGAGCCUUCAAAAUCAAAGACUUUGCCAACACCAUCCCCGGCCACGGAGGCAUCAUGGAUCGCUUCGACUGCCAGUACCUGAUGGCCACCUUCACGCACGUCUACAUCGGCAGCUUCAUCCGAGGGCCGAACCCCAGCAAAGUGCUGCAGCAGCUGCUGAUGCUUCGGCCGGACCAGCAGCUCGGCAUCUUCCGCACGCUGCACUCGCAGCUGAGGGAGAGGGGCAUGCUGCCCCCCCCCGCGGCACAGGCCUAACUGGGGGGGGGGAAAGGUCACGAAGCUUCGCGGGCCGACGAGAGUGUGUGUGAGUCUUUGUGCGUGAUUUAGUUCCAGCAUGUACACACACACAGACACACACACACUUUUUUUUAAGUUUGGCGCCAACUUCCGACCAGCUGAACAUCACGUCUUUGAACCCGAGGCGACUGCAUGGAAAAUCCUCGCAGUGACACAAAAAACCUACACAACAACAACAACAUGGCGUCUUCCUUCUCCACUCGGACCGGACAAGAACUUCUCUUCUCGAGCGGGCGGGCGAGCCGCCCGUCUGAAAGCCAACGGACUGAAGAAGCGUGUCGCCGGGCUCUGCGGCGCCCUGCAGGGAGCCGGAUGUGCGUUUCUUUUUCUUUCUUUUGUUGUUUUAAACGAGCUUUUACCAGCGUGAACCGUUGAGAUUUGUCUCUCCGGGGCGAAGCGAUGAUGCAGCAGGUUGUCGGGGAGGCUGCAGACACUGUUUUCUAUCCCUUUGGCUCUAUUUGCAUUACAAACAUGUAGCACGGAGACGAGCUGUCGGCUUUUUAGGUCUCUGGAUGUGAAACCGCGCGAGCCGGCUGACUCCAGGCACGUUAACGCAGAAACCAGCGCACAAGCACCCGCGUUAAUGUACUGUACAUACAUAUAGUGAGGAUAUUUAACUGAACAAAUACCUAAUGCAUAGAAUAACUACUCGUGUGACCUGCUGGGGCGGGGACCCUUUGAAGCUAUGAAUAAUGAUAUGCAAAAGUAGAGAUGUAACCCGUGGCUAGUUUGCCUUUAGCAUGAACACUAUAGAUUUUUACCAAACGGGGCCGGAGGAGUUGCUGCUGACUUGGAGGGUUUUUCCAGGUGAACUUACAGGACUUAAAGGAAUAGUUUGACGUUUGGAAAAUGUGCUUUUCAUUUAUCAUGGGUGAUAAUUAGUUGGCAGUAACGGGGCACCUGUAGAAGUCACGAGUGGACAGCGAUCAUUAUUUAAAUGAUCAGACCUCAGUGUGCCAGUAAAGUGACUGAAAAAUCUGAGAGAAAAUGUCAUUCCGUCUCUUCCCUCUACAAUUGAUUCCCCCCCCGUCGAUGCCACAUUUUGGUGUUAAAGCUUCAAUGGCUUUAAAAUAUUUUAGGAAAGAAAUCUAUAACUUGGUUGUUUUUUUGUUAAAGAGAGAUUAGAUAAUUAAGUUAAUAAAGAAAAACUUUAUUUAUUCGUAUAUAAUGAAGCUGUAAAUCUGCAAGGGAACAUUUUUUUUGUUUGUAACAUAAUACCCCGUCCCCAAAUGCUUCCUGCAUCGUACUCACAGGGCACAGCAGUAGUUUUGUGUGUAUGCGGAUGAAGCUAAGCUAAGCUAAGCUAACGGCUGGCUAGCUCUGCAGCGCGGUGUAGAAAACCCCAUUUCCCAAAAUGCUGAACUAUUCCUUUGAGAGAAAUGUGCUUCCUUUAACAAUUUAUCCAAUGAUUUCGGUUGCACUGUAGCGGUUAGAAGUGUGUGGGACGGGGGGCCGGGGGGCCGAGGGGCCGGGGGGCCGGGGCCGGUUAGAGGAGGCGGUUGCAUCAAACCACUCCGAAGGUUUCCUCAUCCUCGGAUUCAAUGUUUGUCAAACUGUUUAAAAAAAAAAAACGUACUAUUUUUUAAAAGUCUCCUUUAUGCAUUAAAUCACUGUUAAAUUAUUAUAUUUUGAAUGUAGUUUUAAGAUGUGAUCACUGACGUCAGACCGGAGGACGUUUCAGCAUAAACACCAACAUGUGUGUUCACACACUUCUCUGAGUAGAGAUACAAACCUGGUGGACGGCGGUUUAUUUAAUAUCAUAUGCAAGACGUAGUUAGAUUCCGUUCUGUAGAAUGUGUGUUGGAUCAUCGACUGGAACCAGAAACCGUGGAAACGCGCCACGGGAAACGUUCACCAACGCACUGAUUAACACUGAAGAAAAGCUCUUUGUUUCUGGAAUAUGAAAGAAUGACCCACGAGGUUUCACUCCGAUCCUUCCUGCAGGCACUGACGGAGUUCUCAUUCCUCUGUCCUCCUCGUUCAUUUUAGGGUGUUUUUUCUUUGCUGGGACCAGCUGUAUUGUACUGUACAAAUAAAUAUAUAUAUAAUAUAUAUAUAUAUAUAAUUACUACACAGACUGAAGCAAUCUGACCAAAACAGCUGAUGGUCAAAUUAUGUAUGCGCAUAAAUCCAUAUAUUUUAUUUAGGUUUUGUGGGGAGUCGUAAGUGUGCCGCUGGAAUAAUUAAAACUACUAUGAAGUGCUUUUAAAAAAGCUUGCAAAAAGAGAAAAUACUAAAAGUAAUCAUGUUCUUGGUGAUUAAAAGCAUUUAAAAAAAAUUAACAUUUUCCUCUUUACGUUUCAUUUCAUGAUUACUUAGUUGAAUUGAAUUUAAAUAAUUUUCAGUCAUUAGGUUUACACUAAGAUUGAUGAAUAAAUUACUUGAUUAUUAAAAUAGUUGCUGAUGAUCAUUGAUCAACUUGUUUCAGCUCGAGUUGGACACUCAUGUAAACCGGAUAACAAAAGUACAAUUUUUAAAAUACUUCUGGUGGUCUUUUUUCUAAAAAGCACUAUUGAUGAAUUGUUUAAUAUUGGUAUUAUACUAAGUGUAUUAUUCCAUUGGUGCAUUUAAGACUCCAAUUUUAAAGAAAUAGUUCAAAUUAGACCAAAGUUGUGUGAACAAAUUUAUAUUUUUACUCUUUGUGAAAGUACACAAACGUCAACAAAGGAAAGAAAAAGGUGAUUUUUUUAUUUUCUUUUGCCCAAAUGUCAGAUGUUUGGUCGCUUGUCGUGUAAUUUAUCAUUUUGUGUUUGUUUUGUUUCUGCUUCGAGCCGAAAUGUUUUCUUGUGAAAAUCGAUCGCUUUUGAAGCGGAAAAGAUGGAAUAAAGAAGUAUUUUGUUAUUAAAGGGGCAACACAGUCAUGUAUAAACCACAUAUUGAUAUCUAUUUAGGGAUACGGCAAAGCUGUUUACUGUACGGAGGUGAAUAAAGUUUUUCUUUUAAAAUCUU